Messenger RNA from Rhopilema esculentum, 9767 nucleotides. RefSeq names its product galanin receptor type 1. Gene Ontology annotation, biological process: G protein-coupled receptor signaling pathway. Gene Ontology annotation, cellular component: plasma membrane. Lineage: Eukaryota; Metazoa; Cnidaria; Scyphozoa; Rhizostomeae; Rhizostomatidae. The record is from RefSeq and is a predicted model, not a curated record. Gene Ontology annotation, molecular function: G protein-coupled receptor activity.
GGUGAAGUAGCGGAGUAUUAAGCUUCUCUUUGGCUCACAGCAUGUCAGGUUUCUGUUACUAUUGCUAACUGACUGUCUAUUCUAGCUUUAAGAAUAAGAUGGGAGACAUAAGAAGAUCUGUUUCAGUGAUAUGUCCCAUACAAUUAGGCCAAGCGCAGUCAACCGAUUUUUACGGCACAUGAUCGGGGUCUGCAUUUUCUGGCGACAAACGUCGUAGGACUGCCACGGCUAAAACAUGAAAACAUUUUGUUUACUAUUGUUCCAGACCGAUGUGACACCUUGGACCAAUAUGACCCGAGAGUCAUAUCGGUCAAGACCAAUAUGACACCAGGGUCAUACCGGUCCAGGGAGGGUCAUAUUGGUCUGGGACUUAUUGGAUGUUUUGAACUAAGCCAAAAAUUUGGCUUAUUUUAGAUUUAUCUGGAUAAUUCUCCAAAUUGGCUAGAAAAAAUGAAUUUUUUAAGCAGCUGCUUCGUUUGUUAUUCCUCUGCUUUAAUUGCCUCUAAGGAAACACCUUUUUGUCGAUCAUUUCCUUUGAGACCUUUGCGUUUCCUUUGUAAGGUAAAACAAAGAAAGUUAGGUGUUAAAAAAAAUUCAACCCAAUGGUGUUCCUUGUUGCAGUUUGAAUCAAUUCGCUUUUGAUAGUGCCAUAAGACCAAUUGAACAUUUGUGCAUAUCGUCUAGAUUUAGAAGGCCAAAGACAUUAGAUUUCAAAGGCCUUACAAUAUUUGAUAACAAAAUAAAUUUUUAAUAGGCAUUAUUGUUGCCAUUCUGUUUUCUAUCUUUUCGCAUUGUUGAGUUCCUCGUUUUAUUCUUUAAAUCUACUUGCUGAAAGUAUGUAUUUGUUCGUCGUCUGUGAAGCAGCUCUACUGCCGUGGUCUCUUCAUUUCAUUGAAAUUUGUUAAGCUUCUGUCAUGGCCUGCGCGCGCUGCAAAAAUACAUUGAAAUUGUGUCAAUCAACAAUAGGCAGAAACAACGCCAAACGGCAAGGAGCAAUCCAACGUAAAAUAAUGUGAUAUGAUAAGCUAAAAGUUUCAAAAGAUUGUCUAAUUCGCCUGGAAAAGCCGGCAGAGCUUUCGCUUGCCAUUUCUUAAAACAAAUUGCAAUCGAGGCUAGUAACCUCGGGGGUCAUAUUGGUCCAGUUGGAGUCAGUCAUAUUGGUCUGGACAGUCAUAUUGGUCUGGACCGAUAUGACCCUGGAGUCAUAUUGGUCUGGACAGUCAUAUUGGUUUGGAGAGUCAUGUUGGUCUGGACCGAUAUGACCCUGGAGUCAUAUUGGUCUGGAUAUUCAUAUUGGUCUGGAACACUAUCAAAGCCUCUUGUUAUCGGGCGUUGAAUUUAACUAGCAGAUAGGGAGAUUGCUUAUGCAACCUAAAAGGCAUUGAACUAAGGCAGGAUCCUUGCAUAAUCUCAGCUUCUUGUAAUGAGACUUCGUCGAUCUAUUUCUUUUGUACUACGUGGCAAAUCGGCAAGGGCCUUUUUUGAGAAACCUUGUGGCAGGCAUGCAAAAGAAGAAAUGGAGGAAGCUUUUAUUUAAAUACACUACAAAAUUGCGAUGAAAUGGCGAUGCUUUUUUAAAUCAUUACAUAGCUUCCUCCUUUUCUGUAGGUGGCUUGGUUGCUUUACUGUUGUGGUUAAGGCCAAUUAAAAAUCUCCCAACUCUUAAACACAGUUCUCCGAAUCAUUCCCCGCGCAUGAUGCCAAAGUGAAUGUGCAGUUUCUACCAAUCACAGUGGCUCAGGUUCUAUGUCUACUCUGAAGGGAUGUGGCCUAGUCAUUCCAAUAUUUGUCGUCCUUAAUAAUGUAAAAAGACAUUGAUAUCAUCAAAAUAUAGUUUGCUUUUCUCAAUAAUACCGUAUGAUAAGUGCAUAAGAAACUGUCAUAGAAAAACUCGCCGCUACUGACAUUUUCACGUAAAAGCACUCUCCACAAUGCCUUUGUCAUACUUUACAAGCCUCUAUCACAAGAGCAUGAUUGUAUUUUGUCAUUGGGAGUGAUAAAUUUUAGACGAAUUAACCUAACUUCUUUUUAAUGUCUGUUAUAUACAGCAAGAGAGUAAAGGGAGUGAAUCGUAAGGUUUUUACAUUUUUUUAAAAGUUUGAAGGGUCUUUAAAGGAACGAAUACCGAUUUUACACUUGCAUCAGGGCCUGCGCCAAAAAUGGGGGGGCAAGGGGGGAAGAUCUUCCCAAUUUUUCGCUAAAUAAAAACAGCUUAAAUUGUUCAUAAAGAUAAACAUUUAGAUUACAACAAACACGUUGAACCAAGAGACACAAGUAGAGCAACGUCGAAAUGUUUGCCACAGUUGGGUCUAGAGGGGGUGUAUUCAGUGGCAUGGGCCUUGUACAUACAUUUUAGAUUUCAUUAUCCUUUAUGUAAGAUGUAUGUUGGAAAUCAUUCUAAGAUAGCAAAUAUGAGAUCAAAUCACGCUGAAGAUAUUUGAGUAUUAACGCACUUUGUCGUCACUACAUAGAAACUAAUUGGCUUGUUGAUUUUGGUCAAUUAUUUUGCCAAUGCCUAAUUGGUGUCAUGCAAUGGCGUGCUGGGGAUGAGAUCGCAGGGGGGGCAAAGAGUUAAAAUGGCGCCCCUAAUUUAGCUAACUUCAAAUUUUCCUUCAAAGUUUUGGUAAUGUGCAGAACAGUAUAAGAUAUAAGAGCCUGGAGGCACGCAGAUCUGUAUCUUUUUCUGUGAACGUCCAGGUGAUCUCCACCAACGCGUAGCAUGACACGAAAUCAAAUUUGUUUCUUGUGCUUCACGAAUUUUCGGAAAUAUUUCCAAUAAUGCCUUGAAAACUGAAACAUAUCUAAAAAUAGAAACUGCUAAUUUUCUCUGUCCUGCAAUACCUCCGAUUUGUAUUUAAGCUUUCUAAAUAUGGUUGAGAACAGACAACUAGCCCUUCUAAUUACUGCACCUACGCGAAAAGCCCUGCCGCCGGAUCAGCAUAACCAUCUUUAAAAAAUGUUUCAAUUUUCUGCUAAUUAGAUUGUAAAUUCGCUGCAAACCUUUCGCAAUAGCUCACAAUCCCUUUUUAUAUAUGAACCCGUAAAUUUAUGUUCCGGCUGGCUGCUGUCUAUUUCCACACAACUAUUUUCCACACCACACGUCUAUUGCAAAAUUCAUUGAAUUUCAGGCCCAUUCAGGCAAUCUUUUUUCAAUGAAGAAACAAUAUUCGGGCAAGAUCCUUAAUAGAUCACCCUCCCCCCCCCUCCCUUCCCUCCCCCUGUAACAGGUUUACUCUCCUGUCACAUGUCACGCAUGCGCCGUUAAUUACUUAUCAUAUGAUUUUUAUUUAUAUAUAUUGUAAAUAGAGAUUUGAUUGAGAGUUUUUAGUUGAUUUGGUUUAUGAAAGAUGAUCACGUAAAAGUGCGUGAUUAUUUGCCUCACGCUCUACCAAUCAGUGUUAUGAAACGCCUCUUACACCCCAUCCCCCCCACCUAACGCUUCGCCUCCGCUACACUCAUGAGCAAAGGCAAUGGCCAUAUUAAAGGUAUAAAACUGAGAUGAACUGCUGAAAGAUUCUAUAAAUGUGAUUUAUUUUCAAACAUUAUAUACAUUUGCAAAAGACCUGCAUAAGUAAACUCAAGCAGGCCGAAAGAGAAGACCGCUGAAGCAAAUGAUUUUGAAAAUUCACGGCACUUUUCAGAACAAUCGAACCGCUCAAUUACAGCAACAGUUGAGGGUCGAUUUAAAGCGUAUAGAUUUUAAAGCAAGCGAUAAUGAAAAUGUAAAAAUAAUAACAAUUUCAUAUAAAGUUGGGGUUUCACAGACAAAAAUCUUGCUAAUUAGAAAAACUGUGCACAGUAAGAGACAUGCAAAGAAAUAGAUUCUACUAUUUACAAAACAGCUUUAAUCAUUAAUGUUUUUGAUGUGUUUUUUAAGAGUCUUAAACCAACAAUAGAAAUCCAUACUUUAUUAAGUUAAAAAACAAUUUUGCAAAGAAGUCUUUUAGGUGAAAGUCGCUUUCUUAAGUCAACAGGAAUAAUAUGGUGAUAAGAGCCAACAGAAAAUUGAUGGGUGGUGUUGUCCCUGAUGACUGAUGUUGUGAUGUCUUUGCUGAUGAUUAUAAUGUCAAAAAUGAUGGCUAUGGUGACAUGGCUGAGGCUGUGGUGUCACAUCUGCUGUCCGCGGUGUCAUGGCCGAUGAGCAUGAUGUCGGGGUUGAUGACCGUGAUGUCAUGGUCGAUAACAGUGAAGAACGCCCAUUUAUAAGUUACCAUGACAGCGCCUCAAUGCCAAUUUCUUAAUAUAUUAUGAAAAUUUGGGCUAUCUUGAAAAUUGGAAUGUGGAAUGCUGGAAUGUUGGAAUGUUGGAAUAUUGAAAUGUUGGAUGGGUUAUGUUUUCUAAAACCUUUAUAACUACAUCCUAACAAGUACAUUUGUAUUUAUUUUGGGUUCAUCAAUACAAGAACUUAUCGUGAAGGAAGGUACUGCCAUGCAAAGCAUAAAUUUCUUCUAUUCACAUUCCAACAUUCCAACAUUCUACGUCUUGGCUGGACAAUUUAAAGUACCCUAACAGCAUCCAAAGGCCUUUUUGCAAUACAUUAAUUAAGAUUGUAAUUUCCUUUUAUGUAAGAAUCAAGAAUUUUUUUGAUAAAGAGAAUUUGUUAAACUUAUAUAGCUUGGAAGCUUGGAAGAUUGGUCGCGGUUUAGCAGACGAUUUCGCUGGAUUAGAAAGAGAGAGUUUAGGGUCUCCUUCCUAACUGCAGUAUAUGACUCAAUAGUAUUUUUGUCAUCUCAUCAAAUUUUUAUUCCAAUCGCACAAUUUUGCGUGACUCAAAUUGACUUUUUAUCAAAAUUAACAACGAAGACAAUAAUUGAUUCGAAUAGCUAUUGUUCUUAACCAUGGGUAGCUUAUUACAUUUUAAAUUGGUUUUUUUUCUUUACCUUAUGCUAAAAGACCAACCACCAGUUUAAUUUUUUCUUAAACUAGUUGAAAGAUUUCAGCAAUCAUCGAUUCAAGGCGUAAUUCACCGAUUCUAGAAUUCUGGAUAUCUAUUUACCGUUGUAAAUGUGCUAAAUAUAUAGUGGCCAUGAUUCUUUAAUGUUUGAUUUCUUUGCCUGAAAUUUUAUGUUUUCGAAAUUUUAUUGCACCAUUUAAGUCAGGCAAUGCUCAAAGUUGGCGUAAUGUGUAUUUUAGAUUAUUUUUCAGCGAAAAUCAUCAGGAGAAUAAUGAAAACAAAAGUAUAAAUGGAUCCUUGAUGAUUGCAUUACUAAUAAAACUCGAAGCACCAACUUAAAAUCUUCCUGUUCUACACACAAAUCGUAAAGAUCCUAUGUCCACGGUGUUCACUGCAAAAAGCAGUAAACAGCAAUCUUUUUUACAUUGAGUAGUACUGUAUAGCACCUGAUAUCACGCCUGGUAUAGAGGGAUUUCGCAGAGCCUACAAAGAUGAUUUUUUGGAGGAUGUUUCAUAGGCUUGUUAAAGGCAGUCUCUUCCCCAUUGUUCUCAGAAUCUCUUAUCAUGGCCACGAUAUUCAUACACCAUUGUUUUGAUGCACAACUUACCAAUUAGAAUGAAGAACCACAAUAGCCUACUUGCCCAGAGCGAGUUGUUGUGAAUUUUGUUUUGGUGUCAAAGGUCUAAGUCAGUUACGAGGAUAUAAAGAUUAAGAAUUUUUGUCGCGUUCACCCACAAUAACCAAUGUCGAAUUGUGUGAGGUUUUUGAGUUAGAAUAAGCCAAUCACGGAGGGAACAUACUGCCUUCAACUAAGGAUAGACGCACUCUGUGGGUAUUGGCAUCGAAAAAUGAGUCAUAAAUGAGAUCAUAGCAACUUUGAAGUCAAUAAUUUCAUAGAUAUUAGAGUAGAGUGAAUGGAGGCUCUAAGAGUUUAUUCUUGUCGUUUCUUUGCCAAUCCUAUUUAUAUUUCUAUCACUUUGAGAGGUAGUUGCUAAUUUCUGCGAAAUGCCAGUUUAAGCAUAUUUCCUAACAGAAUACAUGCUUGCCACCAGUUAAGUUUUUGUUCAGGAAAUUUAAUCUUAUCCUUACCUUAAUGCAAUUGCUUGAGCAUUGGUUCAUUUGCGUCAGGAGGGUUACACAUGAAGCGCAAAGAUUCGCGUAUACGUGAAAAUUAAUUAUUCAUCGAGUCCUACAGCAAUAUACGACAAUCCUUCUGUUUGCUUCUGGAUACUCGCCUCGCAAAUAAGCGUGUAGACGCUGUAAACGUCACAAAUUGAUUGUGGAAACGUGCGUAUUCUUUUGAAUUCUUUGUUGAUACUGUUUGCCAUUGAAUUACCGAUUAGCUUUGGAUACUGAUGUAAAAAGUCUGUUGCGAAAUUUCUUUGAUCAGCAAAAUCGGUUUUUUGGACGAUACCAAAUAAACGUGCUUGAUGCUGGACUAUGAACUAAUGGAAAGCAAUCAGAAAUUGUAAACAUGUCGGCGGAUAUCUGACUUCGGCAGACCAGUUUUUGCUUAGAAACGCCAAUUUUGUUGCUCAUUUAAAGCGGUAGUGUUCGUUCAGCUUCCUUCAAGACAUUGAUAUAUUCACCAUGAUGACAGCCUUUUUCUAAAUACUCUGUAUAGCUCGCCAGUGACUUUCACAAAAAUUUGCAGGCACGCAAGUGCAGCUUUACUCUGAAGUUGCCUCCAUCAACUAUUUCUUUGCGAUGAACUCUGGUGUGUGCACGGAAAGAACAGGUCGUCUUUUGGAUGGUGCGUAAUACACCUUCUACAUAGUGUUUUUGAUGAAACCUUCGUGGAGGUAGUUGAAGAAAGUUGUUCUCAAUUCACAGAGGAAAACACUGUAUCAUUGCUUGGUUGUCUUCAUUCAGAAUCCAGACAUGUCUCUGAAUAUUUCAACUUAUCAGCCUUUGAAUAUGACAAACACGAGCACCAAUAAUUCAGGAUUAAUUCAGAUGUAUCCAAUUACACCAGCUUCUCUCAAGAUUGCUACAAGAAUAAUCUACGUUAUGAUAUUCAUCACUGGGGUCAUUGGAAAUAUCAUGGUUUGCUAUAUCAUCAUCAAGCGGUACCAAGGCAACAAACGACGAAGCAUUCAUAACUUCACAUUGAAUUUAGCCCUCUCGGACCUUCUUGUCCUGUUUAUCUACCUACCGUCGCAGUUGCAUCUAUUUGAAACAAGCAUGAAAUGGAAGCUUGGUGAAGUCAUGUGUCGUCUCACCUACCUUAUUGUUCCUUUGAGCGUCUAUGCUUCCAUCGGAACAUUGAUAGCCAUUAGCAGAGAUCGGUAUUAUGCUGUCAUACAUCCCAUGGCGUCACUAGAAAGAAGGAGCACAAAACGCGCGCUGCUAUGUAUAUGGGUUGUGUCUUUCGUAUUCACAAUCCCACUGAUUGCAGUUGCGAGAAUACAGGAGGGAUAUUGUACAGAAGCAUGGCCUAAGCAAUUUCUUUACUGUUUUUAUUGGAUAUUGGCCUUCUGCGUGCAGUUUGCUAUACCAGUAUUUUUACUCACAAUUGCCCAUGCAUUGAUCGUUGUGCACCUAAAAAAGCUGAAGCUACCCACGGUUAAUCACCAACGAGUUCGUGUUCAGGCAAGACGUCGACAACAACAACGCAUGAUUGUCAUGUCCGUAACCCUAGUGUUAGUCUACGUGAUAUGUAUGUUGCCCCAGCAUAUCAUCUUCUUCUGGAUGUCAUACGGGAACCUACAGUCUCAACCAUAUAACAUGUACAUAUUCCAAGUUGCAAACCUUUUGCAAAUUCUAAACAGUGCCCUUAAUCCUGUGGUGUAUGGGACCUUGAAUAACGACAUCAAAAGGGGGUUUGUCAGCGUUUUUAAACGAGGCAGCAAAGCACGGCAAAACUUUACUAUUUUGAACAGGAAAAAUCUAGAGUUGCAAACGAUGACGUCAUAUUACGCAUCACCUUUGUUACAGUCACGCGUGAGUCAUCAGAACUCGAGUGCCAAUGGGAGGCUCGGGGCGAAUGAAAGCAAAAGCAUUUCCAAAAGAAAGCGCGAAUCAAAUUUCAACCGAAGCAGGAAUUUGGCUGUUUCUGACCUCAGACGCAAGACAAGAUCAGCUAAGUAUCUUUUUGAGGAAGACAGUGUAAUACUUCAUCAAAACGUCAAUGGCGAUGCGGAGGAGGGCGUAUCUUCGUCUUAAAUAUCUUUCAUGCUAAAAUAUUGUGUUGGCUUGGUAUGACGUCAAUCAGGAAGCUCCUGGCCUUUCUGGAUAAUAAGCGUUGCUCAGAAGCAAAUUUUUUUUGAAGAACUGUGUAUAUUCUUAAAAUAUCAAAAUGUCUGAGGGACAAAUAUAAUUUUAUAUAUGCAUACUUUAUUGUACUCUUGUUUCCAUCAGAUGGAAAACUGUUAUGUAAUGUGACUGUUGAUAGAAAAAAGAACCUAGAUUUGAAGUAGACUUUCACUGAAUAUCCAAGUGAGACAUUUUUAUGAAACUAGUAUUCUAUAAAAUGAAAUUUAGAGAGUGUGGAAAAAGCAUCGUUAUGAAUUUAUUUCCGGAGAAAAUUCUCUCCACCCAAUUUCCAUUCUUGAGACCAAGCCGUGACGUUUUCUGUCCCCUAUAAGAUGAGAUUUUAGAGGAAAUUGUGUAAAAAUAUCACGUUUGCUUCGUACCAUGAUGCUACUCACACAAACGUCUCAAAGACGAAAUUAUGCCCAUUUUUGGUUUAUACGAAAACAUUAUCAAGAAAUUCAAAUGAUUUUGGUUAAAAAAGACUCUUCUAAAGAGACAAACAUCAACUGGAAAUUUAGAAACUCUUUCUGUUAAUAUUUUGUAUUAUUAUAAUAAUUUUUCAACACAUGUAAAACAAUAAACAACUACACAGAAGAGUUCUUGGUAGAAGAAUGUGCGUAUUUUGCCUGCUAAAAACAUUGUUCACAAACUGCAAGCUGCGGAGUUAAACAAGUGGAUCUAGAAACACUGACAUACGUAAGAAACUACAAGUUUUAAAACAAAGUUUCCUUUGAAAAAAAUAGCCGUGACCCUGAAUCAAAGGUGCUUUUCGAUGGUUUUGACACUGAUUGGAAUGAAAAGCCUCGCAGGAUAAUCAAGAAUAGAUUACUCGUAACAUUGUAAUAUCUUUAUAGUCCUUGUACAAAGCAGUUUUUUCCUUCUGCUUAUUCCAGUUCUCAUUCAACCACUUACAACCCUCCGAAAUGCUUUGUUUAUUCACAGCCAUAGAUAAUAAAGCAUGUUUUGUUUCAGAAACCUGUUUACUCUUUCAAUUUACGCAUCUAAAUAUACAGAUGUAAGUGUGCCCAUGCUUCCGAAAAUAUCUUCAAAGACGUCAAAAGAGAGUUUAAAUAUUCUUAUUGGUUGGAGCGGUUGUGAUGGUUUGCUUCCAAAUAUGAAGUCAACGUUUGUUUUCAUUGUUACAGUCAAUAUGAAAUGUUAUUUAACCCGAGGACAAUUUCAUCAUUUAAAUGCCCUGAGGGAAAGGAAAAGAUGUCGAGAGUAGAAUUCUAUUUAUCAAAUGGCACCUGUUUUCGUUUUGGUGAUGUGACAAAUUCCUCUUCUUAAAUCGGCAAUAUCUCAUGAAUAUUUUUACCAUAAACAUGUUAAAAUAAUGUACUCUUAAUGACUUUUUGUUGUAAAUCAGAAUUCGAUUCUAUGCAGUGGUAGUUGUAAAAUAAAUCCGGGGAGCAGGGUAGGCCGUGAUACGAGUGCCUCUAACUUGCGCAUGAUCUACGCCUUAGAAAGAUGUGCGCCUUUUUUCCUCAGUGGCAAACAACUAGGAGCCCCUUGAAGCUCAAAGUAUCAAGGGAGCUCCAAGGGGCUCCUAGUUGAAAAGGCCCAAGUAAAGGCAUUUUCUAUGCAUUUGAAUUAUUUUCCCAACCACUACCUUCCAAC